Messenger RNA from Portunus trituberculatus (swimming crab), 1640 nucleotides. It is a transcript of the gene Wdr37, whose product is annotated as WD repeat-containing protein 37-like. Gene Ontology annotation, cellular component: preribosome, large subunit precursor. The record is from RefSeq and is a predicted model, not a curated record. The transcript has 10 exons. Lineage: Eukaryota; Metazoa; Arthropoda; Malacostraca; Decapoda; Portunidae. The coding region runs from base 180 to 1640 and encodes 486 amino acids. Gene Ontology annotation, molecular function: protein binding.
GUUCUGAUUGGCUGGGAGUGACUGGAGAGGUCAAGAUGGUGGAAGUUCAGGAGUAAUCAGGUGUUGAGUGUAAACAAGAGCUCCCCAGUUAGAAGAAUUGAGUAUUUUGGUCAUUAUUGGCUCGUCCAGGGUCGUUACUUGUACCGUGGGCGUGGGAGCAGGGCGUGUGACCCACCGUGAUGCCUCAGGAUGGUGUGGGCAGCAAGUCUGGUGGGAAGAAAAGAUCCGGGGGCGUUCCUCGGGUCCGCAGCCACACAGACGCCGAGCUGCAGUACUACCGGGACCAGGACCAUGAUGUGCUGCCAUCACACCUCAGGGUGCGACUUCAUGACUUGUUCCUACAGAUAGAGAAGGAGUUUGAGGUGCUGUACACUGACAACUUAGCAUUGCAAGAGAAGGUGGACAGCCUCACGGAGAGGUUGGAGAGGGAGUCGGUGGCCGGGGAGAGAGUGACGGGCACUGAGGAGACAGAUGGAGCCUCAACUAAGGGCGGGAUUAAGACAAAGUCUGGUGGUCCAAGCUCCCAGAAGGUGAAGGCAGCCAACAAGCUGCGUGUCCAGACCUCCAAGAUUGUGUCUAGCUUCAAGAAUGACUCGGUGUCCUGCCGGAUGGUGAAGGAAUACGUGGGUCACAGGGACGGCGUGUGGGACGUGGCGGUGUCCAGGGGCGGCACUCCUGUCAUCGCCACCGCCUCCGCUGACCAGACAGCAUGUGUAUGGGGCAUUGAUGGUGGGAAGAACCUGCUGCAGUACACAGGCCACAGUGGCUCAGUCAACUCUGUCAAGUUCCAUCCAUCGAAAGAUCUCAUCCUCACUUCCAGCGGGGACCACACAGCCCACAUCUGGCAGGCGGUCAUCACCCCAGACCAGCUGCGAGUCCACUCCUCCGAGGACGAAGUGGACGGGAGUGACAGGGAGGAUGAGGAUGAUGGUGGGCGCUGUGAUGGCUCAGGGGGACCGGCCACCCUCCGCACUCCACUGCGGGAGCUGAUGGGACACACCAGUGUGGUCAUCGCGGCAGACUGGCUUCCUGGCGGAGACCAGGCCAUCACCGCAGCCUGGGACCGCACUGCCAACCUGUAUGAUGCCCACACUGGGGAGCUCCUCUCUCAACUGAUUGGACACGACCAGGAGCUGACCCAUUGUUGCUCCCACCCCACACAGCGCCUGGUGGUGACAGCGAGUAAGGAUACCACAUUCAGGCUAUGGGACUUCAGGGAAACCAUCCACUCCGUCUCUGUUUUCCAGGGACACACAGAGAGUGUGACAUCUGUGUGCUUCACCCGCGAGGACAAGGUUGUGUCUGGCUCGGAUGACCGCAGUGUUAAGGUGUGGGAUGUGAAGAACAUGCGUUCGCCCCUCGCCACCAUUCGGCUCGACUCACCCGUCAACAGACUGGCAGUGUCCCCAACCAACGUGAUUGCCAUCCCUCAUGACAAUCGCCACGUCAGGCUCUAUGACCUGGCUGGCAGCAGGCUGGCCCGCCUUCCACGAAGCAACAGACAGUGUCACCGACGGAUGGUGUGCAGUGUGGCCUGGGGAGACGACUCACUGGGAGCACGCUGCAACCUCUUCACAGCAGGAUUCGACCGCGUGGUGUAUGGCUGGUCCGUGCACUCCGACAAGGAAGGGAAGGACUGA